Molecule: messenger RNA, 2556 nt
Organism: Mesorhabditis spiculigera
Lineage: Eukaryota; Metazoa; Nematoda; Chromadorea; Rhabditida; Rhabditidae
Source: the annotation of a GenBank genome assembly
AUGGUGAACUUCACGAUCGAAGAGAUCCGUGGCCUUAUGGACCACAAGAAAAACAUCCGCAACAUGUCCGUGAUUGCUCACGUCGACCACGGAAAGUCUACCCUGACCGAUUCCCUCGUGUCGAAGGCCGGUAUCAUCGCCGGAGCCAAGGCCGGAGAAACUCGCUUCACCGACACGCGCAAGGACGAGCAGGAGCGAUGCAUUACCAUCAAGUCGACUGCCAUCUCCAUGUUCUUCGAACUUGACAAGAAGGAUAUCCCCUUCAUCAAGGGAGAGACCCAAGUCGAGGUCCGCGACGUCGAUGGCAAGAAGGAGAAGUACAACGGUUUCCUGAUCAACUUGAUCGACUCUCCCGGCCACGUUGAUUUCUCCAGCGAAGUUACUGCUGCCCUCCGUGUCACUGAUGGAGCCCUUGUUGUCGUCGACUGCGUUUCGGGUGUGUGUGUCCAGACCGAGACCGUUCUUCGUCAGGCCAUUGCCGAGCGUAUCAAGCCCGUGCUUUUCAUGAACAAGAUGGACCGUGCCUUGCUCGAGCUCCAGCUUGGACAGGAAGAGCUCUUCCAGACCUUCCAACGUAUUGUCGAGAACAUCAACGUCAUCAUUGCCACCUACGGAGAUGACGAUGGCCCGAUGGGAGCCAUCAUGGUCGACCCCUCUGUCGGAAACGUCGGAUUUGGAUCUGGACUCCACGGAUGGGCUUUCACCUUGAAGCAGUUCGCCGAGAUCUACGCUGACAAGUUCGGCGUCCAGGUCGACAAGCUCAUGAAGAACCUCUGGGGAGAUCGUUUCUUCGACCUGAAGACCAAGAAGUGGAGCAACACCUCCACUCCCGGAUCAGUCCGUGGAUUUGUGCAGUUCGUCCUCGACCCGAUCUUCAAAGUGUUCGAUGCCAUCAUGAACGUCAAGAAGGACGACACCGCCAAGCUCGUUGAGAAGCUCGGCAUCAAGCUGGCCGUGGACGAGCGCGACCUUGAGGGCAAGCCGUUGAUGAAGGUCUUCAUGCGUCGCUGGUUGCCUGCAGGAGACACUAUGCUUCAAAUGAUCUGCAUCCACUUGCCGUCGCCCGUGACUGCCCAGAAGUACCGUAUGGAGAUGCUCUACGAGGGACCCCAUGAUGAUGAGGCUGCCGUCGCCAUCAAGACCUGCGACCCUAACGGCCCAUUGAUGAUGUACGUCUCGAAGAUGGUGCCCACUUCCGAUAAGGGUCGCUUCUACGCUUUCGGCCGUGUCUUCUCUGGCAAGGUCGCCACCGGAAUGAAGGCCCGCAUCCAAGGACCCAACUUCGUGCCCGGCAAGAAGGAGGAUCUGUACGAGAAGACCAUCCAGCGCACCAUCCUCAUGAUGGGCCGCUACAUCGAGCCCAUCGAGGACAUCCCAUCCGGAAACAUUGCUGGUCUGGUCGGAGUCGACCAGUACCUCGUCAAGGGAGGAACCAUCACCACCUACAAGGAUGCCCACAACAUGCGUGUCAUGAAGUUCUCCGUCUCCCCCGUCGUGCGCGUUGCCGUCGAGCCAAAGAACCCCGGAGAUCUGCCCAAAUUGGUGGAAGGUCUGAAGCGUCUCGCCAAGUCCGACCCCAUGGUGCAAUGUAUCUUCGAGGAGUCUGGAGAGCACAUCAUCGCUGGUGCUGGAGAGCUCCAUCUCGAGAUUUGCUUGAAGGAUUUGGAAGAGGAUCACGCCUGCAUCCCCCUCAAGAAGUCUGACCCCGUCGUCUCCUACCGUGAAACAGUCGAGACUGAGUCCAACCAAAUUUGCUUGUCGAAGUCGCCAAACAAGCACAACCGUCUGCACUGCACGGCCAAGCCCAUGCCUGACGGCCUUGCUGAUGAUAUCGAGAAGGGCGAGGUCAACCCCCGUGACGAGUUCAAGGCCCGCGCCAAGAUCCUCCACGAGAAGUACGAAUAUGACCCCACCGAGGCCCGCAAGAUCUGGUGCUUCGGACCUGACGGCACUGGCCCCAACCUCCUUGUUGAUGUCACGAAGGGAGUGCAGUACCUCAACGAAAUCAAGGAUUCGUGCGUUGCCGGUUUCCAGUGGGCCACCAAGGAAGGAGUGCUUUGCGACGAAAACAUGCGCGGAAUCCGCUUCGACAUCCAUGACGUCACCCUCCACGCUGAUGCCAUCCAUCGUGGUGGUGGCCAGAUCAUCCCGACCGCUCGCCGUGUCUUCUACGCUUCGUGCAUCACUGCCGGUCCUCGUCUCCUAGAGCCCGUUUACUUGGUCGAGAUCCAGUGCCCCGAACAAGCCGUCGGUGGUAUCUAUGGCGUGCUCAACAGGCGUCGUGGACACGUCUUUGAAGAAGCCCAGGUUGCCGGAACACCCAUGUUCAUCGUCAAGGCCUACCUUCCUGUCAAUGAAUCCUUCGGAUUCACCGCUGACCUCCGCUCCAACACCGGUGGACAGGCCUUCCCUCAAUGCGUGUUCGACCAUUGGCAGAUCCUCCCCGGAGACCCCCUCGACCCCUCCACCCGCCCCCACGUCGUCGUCAAUGAGACGAGGAAACGCAAAGGACUCAAAGAGGGAAUCCCUGCUCUGGAUAACUUCCUUGAUCGCAUG